CAACCAUGAGCAACCAAAUUCAGAAUUCCAAAACAAAAGAAACCAAAGAAAUUAAAAAUGUCACUCACCAAUUUCACCGCUUCACUCUCCACGCUCCCUUCCAAUCUCAAACCAAGAACAAGGCCAAAACCCAACACGAUCAUCUCCCGCUCUCUCUCUGACGACAACCCGAACCCUGAUCCUAGCCCUAACUCGAACCCAAAGCAGGCGAGUCACCGCCUGAGCCGGUGGUCCAGGGCCCGAACCAUCCGGUCCGGACCGCCUCGACUGGCCGACCGCCUGAGCCGGUGGUCCAGGGCCCGAACCAUCCGGUCCGGACGCCGCCUCGACUGGCCGGCUCUCCGAAACAAAACCAAUCAGAGUUCGAACCCUUCAUCUCUACCGUCCACGUCGUCGUCGUCGUCUAAGCUGGCCGAGAUCUCGCAGUCGAGUUCGGAGGAGGACUCAGAGGAGGAGGAUAGCGGAGGGAUGACGGCGGAAGGGAAGGCGAUUUAUAUGGUGUCGGAUGGGACGGGGUGGACGGCGGAGCAUUCCGUCAACGCGGCGUUAGGGCAGUUCGAGUACUGUCUUGUUGACCACGGGUGUCCUGUAAACACCCACGUCUUCUCUGGGGUUGAAGACACAGAAAGACUAAUGGAGAUCAUAAAACAAGCGGCAAGAGAGGGUGCACUCCUUUUAUAUACCCUUGUUGAUCCGUCAAUGGCCGAGGCAGCAAAGCAAGCUUGCCACGUAUGGGGAGUGCCAUCCACCGACAUUCUUCGCCCCACGACCGAAGCCAUCGCUGCCCACCUCGGUGUCGCCCCUUCUGGAAUCCCACGUGGUGGUCGGAAGGGCCCACUCACAGAAGACUAUUUCAAACGUAUCGAAGCCAUUGAUUUCACAAUCAAGCAAGAUGAUGGAGCUCUACCUCAAAAUCUCAGUCGUGCUUCAAUUGUUCUUGUGGGAGUUUCAAGAACUGGGAAAACCCCAUUAUCUAUUUAUUUGGCACAAAAAGGGUAUAAGGUCGCAAAUGUUCCUAUCGUAAUGGGUGUUGAAUUACCAAAGAAAUUGUUUGAGAUUGAUCAAGAGAAGAUAUUUGGGCUGACAAUAAAUCCGGUUGUGCUUCAGACUAUAAGGAAGGCUAGGGCUAAGAGCUUAGGAUUUGGGAAUGAUGUGAGGAGCAAUUAUUCGGAGAUGGAUUAUGUUAGGGAGGAGUUGGAACAUGCUAAUAAAAUUUUUUCUCGGAACCCUGUUUGGCCUGUGAUUGAGGUCACAGGAAAAGCAAUAGAGGAAACUGCGGCAGUGUUGGUGAGAAUUUAUCAUGAUAGGAAGAACAAGUGCUUUCUACCGCGAAUAUCAAAGCGAUACUAGAGAUUGCAUUAUGCGAUGCAUUUUAUGUUGUAUAUAUGUAUACAUUACUAUCAGUGCCUAGUUUGAAAGCAACAUGUAAAUGAGAGAGUUGAUGUAUUUGCGGGCACUUUAUGUUUUUGUUUAUAUGAUGCUAAAAGGGUAUGCUGUUUUAAACUGGUCUCAUCCAAAAAUCAUGAUGGACAUGGUUUCUCAUGCUUGGUAUUAUUUAAUUGAGAUAGAUUGUAUGAUA
Messenger RNA from Asparagus officinalis (garden asparagus), 1579 nucleotides. Its product is annotated as probable pyruvate, phosphate dikinase regulatory protein, chloroplastic. Lineage: Eukaryota; Viridiplantae; Streptophyta; Magnoliopsida; Asparagales; Asparagaceae. Gene Ontology annotation, molecular function: ATP binding; transferase activity, transferring phosphorus-containing groups. The record is from RefSeq and is a predicted model, not a curated record.